AUGUUCGCCGUUGUGGAAUUUUUGAAAUCUGACAUGGAGUCGACUGGAGAAAUUUCUGUUGUGCCAUUGAUGUGGUUACACAAGAACCAAACCAAAUGUUAUUGGCCAAACCGCACCAAUAAAAUUCCAUUCCAAAAAUUUGUUGAGAGCCUCACCCCAUUCAAAAAGACCUGGCCUACUUAUAGGGUGAAAUGUCAUUUCACCUGUGCAACAUAUGAACAAGCAGAUAACAAUUUGAAAAACAUUUUGACAGACAACUAUGAAUCUGCUGAUUCUAAUAUAUCAUUAUGCCAAAAAAGCAUCCUUAAUGAGUCUGAUGAAUCACUCUGCUCUAGGAGUCUAUCCCCAAAUAUCCUUUCCACACCAGAAGUAUCUAAAAAUAUUCCUGAUGUGACUAAUUCACCCUCAACAUUCAUUUGUGAAGAUGAAGGUGCCAAGAGAAUGCGGCUGGAUGACGAUGAAAUUAAUAUUCCAUUGUCUCAGUUGUCACAUUCCUCACAGCAUAAUAUUAUUUCUGAUGGAGAAAUGUCUUCAAGGCCCUCUUCCAUUGUUUCUUGCAGCUCCAGAGCUAGAAGUAGUAUUAUUCCUCUGGCAAAAAACACAGAAUUCGAGAAUGUUGUUCUACAAACAUUGAGCCAAAUUUCUGCCAGUGUUUCCCAACAUUCAAUUCUGCUGGCUGAAAUAAAUAGACGCACUAGUAUGACUGGAGCUGAAAACCUAGUGCCACCUGUUGACUUACCAGAUUUUCCAUUCACAAUCCUGCUGAACUUUCAGGAAUUUGACUUGAAACUCAGGGAUGAUCAAGCAUUAUGGACAUACAUGGUAAGAAAAUUAGCCACUCUUGGUGGGUCUGGCACAGAAAGCCAUACAAGAAGAAUGCUGAAAUAUCUUCUGUCUGAUGAAGUAGCAAGAAACUUCAACUGGAAGGGAAGAGAAAAAAUAUCUUUUGAGAAGCUCAAAACAAAACAGCUGAUAUUAGAUGCUGUGAAGUAUGCUUUUCCCUCAAGAGAAAUAGAUGAGUACAAAUUAUGUAAUGUCAUAAAAGAAUGGCUCAAAUUUGCUUCCACAAGGUUGAUCAAAGGAAAAAAAUCUAUUCCAACAAACACGUAG
Molecule: messenger RNA, 1110 nt
Organism: Phaedon cochleariae (mustard beetle)
Lineage: Eukaryota; Metazoa; Arthropoda; Insecta; Coleoptera; Chrysomelidae
Source: the annotation of a GenBank genome assembly